This is a messenger RNA of Adelges cooleyi (spruce gall adelgid), 348 nucleotides long. RefSeq lists its product as uncharacterized. Lineage: Eukaryota; Metazoa; Arthropoda; Insecta; Hemiptera; Adelgidae. The transcript is spliced from 6 exons. The record is from RefSeq and is a predicted model, not a curated record. The coding region runs from base 31 to 348 and encodes 105 amino acids.
UAUGUGUACUCUAUACUUUUAUACACCAAUAUGGCAACUAUCAGAUUUUACUUUGUUUUAUCUAUCUGCGUUUUGGCGUUUGCUAAUGAUGUAUUCCAGGAAAAAGACUUGGUACAUUUUCGAGACCCUCGAGAUAAUUCGACUGACUACUAUAUGUUUGUGACGCAAGAUGGAGUAAAUCCAGAGUCGAAUCCUAACUCAAGUGUGAUUGAAAUUCUAAAACCAAGGACAACAGACUACAAUAAAAUAUACGAUAUGAUACUUACCGUUGAACUUUCGCCCAAGUACAAAGGAAGAUAUAUUGUUGGAGUAGUAGGAGAUGAAAUGUUACCAUUGCCAAUGGAUUAG